GAGCGUUUGAUUCAUCUGCUAUCGACUAUUUGUCCUGAACGGAUCCUGAAUGCUAAGGAAACGCAGGCUAGCACGUGGGUUUAUGUAGUAGGUGAUAUAUCUUAUUUUAGUAUAUUGCUGUUUUUGUUGGGCAUUUUAAACGAAUGUUAUAGUGGGUCAUAUAAGUCGAGUUUACUAUUCAGCUGGCUAUCUAGCCAGAAAAUACGUAGGGAGACUGUUCUAAUGGCGGACAAUGAAGAUGAUGACUCUCAGCAAAGGGUGAAUGAGGGCGACUACGUUGUACUAAAACGGGGAGACAUCUACAAAGCUGUACAGAUACAAAAGAAAAAGAAAACGGUCUUUGAGAAGCAGUGGUUCUUCCUGGACAAUGCAGUAGGGGAGUUGUAUGGGACCACCUUUGAAGUUGUAAGUGGCGGAACACUCCAGCCACGAAAACCUAAACACGUUGAGCAUGCUGCAGAUGCCAAGGAAGCAGGUACAGACAAUAGACACAUUCUGGAUGAUGGGAAAUCCCAGAAACUCACCAGAGAUGACAUUGAGACCCUCAAAGAGCAAGGCCUGAAAGGACAGGAAAUAGUCCAGCAGCUCAUAGAGAAUAGUACAACGUUCAGGGACAAGACUGAGUUUGCACAGGAGAAAUACAUUAAGAAAAAGAAGAAAAAGUAUGAGAACAGUGUGAUGGUUCUAAGGCCCUCCUGCCGUAUCCUGGCUAUGAUGUACCAUGGCAGAGAACCAGGAAAGAUAUGCCACCUGCGGUAUGACACCCUGGCCCAGAUGUUGACCCUAGGGAACAUCCAUGCGGGCAGUAAGGUGCUGGUGUUUGAGACCUGCGCAGGACUGGUACUGGGGGCUGUGAUGGAGAGGAUGGGAGGCUACGGGUCCGUUGUGCAGAUGUACCCGGGUGGAGGUCCUGUGAGAGCAGGGGUGGAGAGCUUUGGGUUUCCCCCUCACUUCAACGAAACGCUCCACGAGUUCCCCAUCCAACAUGUCAACGCGCUGCUGGCUGGGACUCUGGACACGGACGCCAAAGACAUAGACGCAGAUGGCCUACAAGCCAAUGGGGAGAAGUCAGACCCGACUUCCCCGAAGAAGGCAGAAAACAAGAAGGAGAGCCCGGAUGCUGAGGACCAAAACAUGGAGACGAAUUCCAGUGAAAACUCAGCCGCGGAGAAGGAGGCGCAAGAGAGGGAGAAACGCAGGGAGAUCCGAGGCCAGGAGAAGAAGGUGAGGAUGGAGGAGAAGAGGAAGAAACUAGCGGCGGCUGCGGUGUUGCUACAGGGGAGGAAUGCUGAUGGGUUGGUGAUUGCCAGUCGGUUCCACCCCUGUCCAGUUCUACUGGGCCUCAUUAAGUUCCUAGCCCCUUCCAGACCCUUUGUGGUAUACUCUCAGUAUAAAGAGCCUUUGAUAGAGUGCUAUACAAAGCUCAGGGAACAAGGCGGUGCCGUCAGCCUGCGGCUCACCGAUUCCUGGAUUCGACAUUAUCAGGUUUUACCUAACCGGACACACCCCGUGCUGCUAAUGAGUGGAGGAGGGGGCUACCUCCUCUCCGGGACCACAGUCACUACGGACACACCGAAGGUGAAUACGGAACCAACGAGUGUGGAGGAGCCUGCCGCAAAACGAGUGAAGCUAGAAGAGGAAACCGAAUGAUAACAAUUACGACUACUGAGGCACCCCAACUGUUUUUCAUUUAAAUCAUGGCUGAACUGCUUUAACUCUAUCUGUGGAGUGUAGGAAGGCACUGAUGUCUCUCACUCCUCCUGAGACCAGUUAAGCACUAUCUUUGCUAUUUUUAAGCCCUGGGCCUGCUUUUCAAAGCUCUAAGCUUCCAAAUGCAGCAUUUGUUUUUACUUUAUAAUUUCUUUCCCCCUUUUUUUUUUUUUUUUUUUUUAAGUUGUGCCGUGAAGUAAAACGGCCGUUUGCUAUUGCAGCCUCACUGUGUAUAUGCAUUUCAGUUAAAAUAAAAAACAAAUUAAGAUA
Molecule: messenger RNA, 1980 nt
Organism: Esox lucius (northern pike)
Lineage: Eukaryota; Metazoa; Chordata; Actinopteri; Esociformes; Esocidae
Gene: trmt6
Product: tRNA methyltransferase 6
Exons: 12
Coding region: 223-1650 (475 amino acids)
Biological process (GO): tRNA methylation
Cellular component (GO): tRNA (m1A) methyltransferase complex; nucleus
Source: RefSeq, a predicted model, not a curated record